AUGGCUAAGGACCUGCUCCGUCGGGUGUGGUACCUGUCCCUCGGCGUGACGUUCGGGUAUUUUCUCUCCGUUCUUACGGGACAUGUGGACAAUUCGUACCGAGCCUCAACUCAGAGGAGUACGUCAGGCGGACUGCCCGUCUAUGUGUCGUCUGAUUUUCAGGAAAGGCGCGAACUGAAGAGAGGGGUGAAAUCGGACCGGUUUAUACGCUCGCAGAAGGAAUCUGAGGGCUUGGAAGUUUGUACCACAGGUGAUUGGACGGAGGCGGAAAAAAGGAUCAUUGAAAGGCACCAUGCGAAUAUACGUCAUGUGGGCGUGGCCCAACAACUGGUGCGCAAGAUUCGCGUUCUGUGCUGGAUCCUGACGUCACCAAAGAACCACGUUUCCAAGGCAAGGCACGUCAAAGCCACGUGGGGGAAAAGGUGCAACAAACUUCUCUUCUUCAGCACAAAACCUGACAGCCGACUGCCCACCGUCGUCAUAGAAACGGGAGAGGGUCGGGAUUUCCUGUGGGGAAAGGCAAAGGCCGCGUUACGUCACAUACACGCGCACUACCUGCAGGACGCUGAUUGGUUCUUGAAAGCUGAUGACGACACCUACAUCAUCAUGGAGAACCUCCGUUUCAUGUUGUCCGAGUAUACCCCGGAUGCUGCGAUGUAUUUCGGCUUCAGGUUCAAGACGAUCGUGAAGCAAGGGUACAUGAGCGGAGGGGCGGGGUACGUCAUCAGCCGGGAGGGGGUUAACAGAGUCGUACAAGGGUUAAACGUUCCAGGAAAGUGUAAGGAGGGACAAGGUGGCGCUGAGGACGCUGAGUUGGGGAAGUGUAUGCAGAACGUCGGUGUGAGGGCCAUGGACUCACGUGACCACCAGGGGAGGGAGCGGUUCCACCCGUUCGACGUCAGCGCCCAUCUCCAAGGCGCGUUUCCGGAGUGGUACUACAGAUACAGCUUCUAUAACGUGUCCAAGGGCUUGUCGUGCUGUUCGGACUACUCCAUCAGUUUCCACUACGUGCCCUGGGACCAGAUGUACGCGCUGGACUACCUGGUGUACCGCCUCCGCCCGUACGGCAUGUGUGACGACUCCACACUCACAACGUCAAGGGCAACUCUCGGACAGUAAGAUUAAAAUGCAA
This is a messenger RNA of Branchiostoma floridae (Florida lancelet), 1132 nucleotides long. RefSeq names its product glycoprotein-N-acetylgalactosamine 3-beta-galactosyltransferase 1-like. Gene Ontology annotation, molecular function: N-acetylgalactosaminide beta-1,3-galactosyltransferase activity. Gene Ontology annotation, cellular component: membrane. Lineage: Eukaryota; Metazoa; Chordata; Leptocardii; Amphioxiformes; Branchiostomatidae. The transcript is spliced from 4 exons. Bases 1 to 1119 code for a protein of 372 amino acids. The record is from RefSeq and is a predicted model, not a curated record.